AUGAGAUCCCAUCCUGAUCGUCGUAUUGCCGGGUCAGAGAAGAUCUGUGUUGAGGCUGCUCAUACCUUGGCGCACGAAACAAAUAAUCUCAUCACUGAGCCACGCACAAUCCCAGUCCCAAGUUGGGUCAACCCAUACGCGAUCAAUUCCAUUGUCGCAAUUUUCAUUGCUCUCAUGAGAUCUCCGCGCAGGUGGUCUAGAGAAGUGGACCUCGCGUUACUACGAAGCAUGCAUCAUUGUUUCCAAAACCGAGAGGAUCCGGCUCUCAUGGGUCGGUUUGAAUCACUACUGGAUAUGUUAACUAGAGCUGUGGAAACACACUCUACUGUGAAUUUAUCCUCGCCGCAGAUGGAGGUUGGUCGACACAAUCUCUCCCAGGCCGAUACCACCAGUUGGUCAGAAACAAGAGGUGGUGAGAUGCAUCAGAGUGGCAUUUCCGACUUUGGCGAUACUUCAAAUCAUCAUGAAAGAGAUUUUCAAUUCGACGAUUUGUUCGGCAAUCAGUGGAAUUCAUGGAACUUUCAGUUAUGGCCCUUGGCGCCGGUCGAGGAGGAGGAUGGAAUGUAUAUGAAUGCCCCUGGUAGUGCUUUUAAUGUAUAA
This is a messenger RNA of Penicillium malachiteum, 600 nucleotides long. Its product is annotated as fungal specific transcription factor domain-containing protein. The transcript has 2 exons. The record is from RefSeq and is a predicted model, not a curated record. The coding region runs from base 1 to 600 and encodes 199 amino acids. Lineage: Eukaryota; Fungi; Ascomycota; Eurotiomycetes; Eurotiales; Aspergillaceae.